Megalopta genalis is the source of this 3212-nucleotide messenger RNA. Its product is annotated as sorting nexin-8. The record is from RefSeq and is a predicted model, not a curated record. NCBI's taxonomy places the organism in Eukaryota, Metazoa, Arthropoda, Insecta, Hymenoptera, Halictidae. Gene Ontology annotation, biological process: early endosome to Golgi transport; intracellular protein transport. Gene Ontology annotation, molecular function: protein binding; phosphatidylinositol binding. Gene Ontology annotation, cellular component: early endosome membrane.
CGUUACACUACAUUGUAUUACGCUACGUUAUACUUACAUUACAUUAUAUUAAUAUCAACAAUUAAACAAUGUACGGAGUAAACAUUGAAAGAGUUACUAGAAAAUUAAGUAGGUAGUUUAUAGUGUACUUACAAAAUUGAACCAGUAAAAGAGUUUCGACUUUUCGAUUGCUUCUUCUCAGAUCCCUCCGGGGCAUAGCAGUAACGUUACAGACGGUUGAGCAACAAAGUAGUAUUUCGAAUUGCUAUCACGUUCAUUUUAUUUGCAUCGAAAUGUACAGCACGAAAUCAAUUCGUCACGGUGUGCCGUGUUGGAUUGCCUGGCAAAAACAAAAAAGGGAAAGGAAAAAAGGCGCGAACGACUUUGAAGCGUUUGAAACGCGAAAUGGCAUCAGAUCGGUACAUAUAUCGGAGCCGAGUCAAACAAAACAUCGUAAAUCACGAUCGGCAACGGGAAUCGCCGCGUCAACGAAAGAUAACGUUUCUUCUCCUUUUUUUCUCUCUUUCUCUUAAUCUUCCUCUCUUUCUCUCUUCCUGACGCAUAAAUCGACGACGAUGUUUUCCCAACGAUCCGGGGCCCCUCAUUCGUUUCGCAAUGUUGUAAAGUGGUAUUCCGCAAUUUACCGCGAAGUGAUGUCCUUUUAUUUUGCUUUCCGCCGCCGCGCGGAACCAGGCUGCAUACCGGCGUUCUACAGAGAAGUCUACGAGAAGAUCUGCUCUCCCACAAGUGGAAAUGUGGAACGAGAGGUGUUUAAAUCCCUGCUUGUCAAGUCCCAGCUGAGCAGCUCCGUUCUCAGCCAGAUAUGGGAACUGGUGGAUAGCAAAACGGGCUACCUGGCCAGGAGCGGACUGUAUAAAGGCCUUGCUCUAGUCGCGUUUGCUCAGCAAGGGAAACAACCAAGCGACAAACUUUUGGAGAACUCUGAGUCUCAAGAAUUACCUAUACCCGUCCUCGGUGACCUAUCGGAGGUAACACUUUUGGCUCAAAGAUUGCACAAAGGCAACAAUCCGGCGAAAUUGAAUCUUACGUACACGGACAUUUGUAACUUGGACACAAUAGAAGUCAAUUUGGUGCCUGAGAAGAAAGGAAUUUUUUUAAAACACGUGGAGUACCAAGUUACAAGCAAGAGAUUUAAUUCCGUCGUUUAUAGACGUUACAACGACUUCGUGUCGUUGCACGAGCUUCUCCUGGCGAGGUUUCCAUACAGGUUGAUACCAAAGUUGCCGCCGAAAAAGAUCGUGGGAGCGGACUCUCAAUUCCUAGAAGAAAGAAGACGAUCCCUCUUGAGAUUCCUCACGGUAAUCGCCCGUCACCCGAUAGUGAGCAAUGACCAUAUCGUACAAUUUUUCUUCACCUAUACCGGCGAGGAAACCCAGCACAAGAUCCGCGAGGUGUUCAGGAGAGUUCCGGACGAGUUCGCCACUUCGGAGCUGUCCUCGAAAGCGAAAGAACUGGUACCGCCGGAAACGUUGACCGAAUUCGCGAACAGCCGCGAUCAAAUCCGGGUGAUACUGUUGGGGAUCUCGCGGUUGAAAAAUAUCACCGAUUGUUUGGCGAUCAGGUCGCACAGCUAUGCCGUGGACAUGGCCGAGCUGGGCACCCAGCUGAGCAACUUAGCCUCGGAACCCCAUGGGACUACUGCUUGGGCCACUGGCGGAUCCACCAUUUGGCAGGAGAUGAAAAAAGGCUUCCACAUUAUUUCGAAAGAAUUUAAUUUACUCUCGACAAGAGCCCUUCAGCAAGCAGUCCGGGAAGAGACGAUGGUCUGCGAGAGGCUGAAUCUCCUUCUGGACAUUCUGGUGGCGCACAGAAUACUUUGCGAGAGGCACGAACGAGGAGUCAGCGCUGAUCAUCAGCGUGCUUUGUCUACCAUGCUAUCGUUAAAAAAGCGACAAAUGCAAGGAGUCAUCCGCGGCACUGAUACUGACACUGUCGAAUACUUGGAAAACAAGAUGGUCGCCCAGGAAUCGGUUAUCGCGAACGUUGAACUGCGAAAUUGUUUUUCGUUGCACUGUUUACACAUGGAAACGCAACUCGUUCAUGCACAUUUAGAGAUAUUAGCUACGGUCUUACAGAGUCUUGUGAACGUUCAAAUACGGGGCCAUUCCGAGCUUGCUGAGGUUUGGAAAUUAAUAGAGCCAACGAUCAUGAAGUGUUUACCGGAGAAGUCGACGAGCGGAUCGAAUGGAAUCUCAUAGGGCAGUGAAAGUUUCUUCUGUGGCAAACAGUUCGUGUUUUGUGUUCAGAUCGUGACGAUUGGUGUGCAAGUUAUAAGGGUAUUGAUGAAACCGAGACUCGAGGAUAUUUUUCACGUAUAGCUGUAAGAUAUAUGGAUAUCGAGUUCAUAAAGCGUUAAAGCUACCUAAUCAAGAUACCGCACACAUGUUACACGUAACGUUAAUAAAUGGAAAUCAUUUGUAACACAAAUCGAGUGCAAUAUAGAUCACAUCACAUAGUAUGUUCCAACAUACGGGAUAUUCCAACGUGCGUGUUAUAAACUGAUUUUUACGAAUUCAUUAAUAAUAUAAAAAUUAUAUUUUUCUAAUUUUUAUACUACUGGAAAAAAUAAAUUGUUACAUACAAUAAACGUGUAAAAGGAGGGUAACUUCAAUGUCGUGGAUAAAAUUGAGAGAUAAAUCUUCAGUUUAAUAAUUUUAAUAUAAUAAAUAUAAUCGUUUUUAUUAAUAAUUGUCCAUACGUUAAAUGCUAAAUCAUCAACAUAAAAAAUAUCACAAAAUAAAAUAAUUAAGAUACUACAAAUCUUAAUAAAAUGCGGAUGAUGAAUUGUGUCACUCAUAUAUGACCAACGUGGUAACCAAUGCGUUAAUAUGUUCGUAAACAUCGAAUUAUAGUACUCCAUGAAACAUCCUGUAUGUAAGGCAAAUGAAAUUCAAAGACUCAUUAAGCAUUCCUUGUUAUGUACUUAAUAUAUUUUAUGAUCUAAUUAGACGAUCGCAUGCUAUUAUGUAUAUAUUAAGUCAUGCUUUUUCCUGUAAAAGCAAUAGACAAGUAGAUGUGUAUAAAAUAACGAAACAACUGUAAAUAAUAUGGUUAUUGAGAUACUAUGUUUUUAUAUGAGUUAGAAGUCUGACAAGUGUUAUCAUUAUUCUCCUGUACCAUGUUGAUCGUGGAUGUGCAGAAUAUUUUACACACAUUUAUAAUACGAUACUCUCCUUUGUAUAACAACAAUAAAAUAUAUUGUUAUUAUAUAA